AUGCUUGGCUGGCCGCGGAGUCCGCCGAAGCUCUCGGCAGCGGCUGAGGCGACUGAGUGGAAAAUGGCUCGGAUUUUUGCGGCUGUGGCGCCUUGGGUUGUGGUGGAGGCAGAGGCUCAGACAGCGUGAGGUCUUGCUAUUUUGGAAACUACAAGAGAAAACUAGAUUGGGAAGGUUUGGAUUUGUAAGUGGACAUGGCUCAGAUAUCCAGCAACAAUGGAUUUAAGAAAUGCUCAUCUUCCCCUCCGGAAUCAACAAGAACAAAAGAUGUAGGCAAAGAAGAAGCAUUACAGAUGGAAGCAGAGGCUUUAGCAAAACUGCAAAAGGACAGGCAGGUGACUGAUAAUCAGAGAGGCUUUGAGUUGUCUAGCAGCACCGGACAAAAAGCACAGGUUUAUAAUAAACAGGAUUAUGAUCUCAUGGUGUUUCCUGAAUCAGAUACCCAAAAAAGAGCAGUAGAUAUUGAUGUAGAAAAGCUUACCCAAGCUGAACUUGAGAAACUAUUGCUGGAUGACAGUUUUGAGUCUAGGAAAACACCUGUAUUGCCAGUUACUCCUGUUCUGAACCCUUCAUUAUCAGCACAACUCUAUCUUAGACCUGCUAUUCAGAGAGGACAGUGGCCACCUGGAUUAUCUGGACCUUCCAGUUACACUUUACCUUCUAUUUAUCAGUCAACUUACAGUACUAAACAGACUGCAUUCCAAAAUGGCUUCAACCCAAGAAUGCCUACUUUUGCAUCCACAGAACCUAUAUAUUUAAGACUUCCAGGACAGUCUCCAUAUUUUUCAUAUCCUUUGACAUCUGCCACACCCUUUCAUCCACAAGGAAGCUUACCUAUCUAUCGCCCAGUUGUCAGUCCUGACAUGGCAAAGCUGUUUGACAAAAUAGCUAGCACAUCAGAAUUUUUAAAAAAUGGAAAAGCAAGGACUGAUUUGGAGAUAAAUUCAAAAACUACAAUCAGCAAUCUGCAGGUAUCUCCAAAGUCUGAAGACAUCAGUAAAUUUGAUUGGUUAGACUUGGAUCCUCUAAGUAAGCCUAAGGUGGACAAUGUAGAGGUAGAGGACCAUGAAGAGGAGAAAAAUGUGCCAGAUUUGCUAGCAGAUGAUCCUUGGGAUGCUGUUCUUCUUGAGGAGAGAUCACCAGCAAGUUGUCACCUUGACAGAAAGGUGAAUGGAAAAUCUCUUUCUGGAGCAACAGUAACAAGAAGCCAGUCUUUAAAUAUUCGAACAACUCAGCCUACAAAAGUCCAGAGCCAAAUAUAUCAGAAAGACCCAAAUGGGACCAGUACUUUGCCAACUGAAAGUUCUCUUCUACAAGAAAUUGAAGUACAGAGUGAGGAAGUAGCAGCUUUUUGUCAAUCAAUUACAAAAUUGAAGACCAACUUUCCAUAUACCAAUCACUGCACAAAUCGGGGCUAUUUGUUAAGUCCAGUCACAGUGCAAAGAAACAUAUGUGGAGAAAAUGCUAGCGUGAAGGUCUCCAUUGAAAUUGAAGGAUUUCAGCUACCAGUUACCUUUACAUGUGAUGUGAGUUCUACUGUAGAAAUCAUUAUAAUGCAAGCCCUUUGUUGGGUACACGAUGACUUGAAUCAAGUAGAUGUUGGCAGCUAUGUUCUGAAAGUUUGUGGUCAAGAGGAAGUGCUACAAAAUAAUCAUUGUCUUGGAAGUCAUGAACAUAUUCAAAACUGUCGAAAAUGGGACACAGAGAUUAAACUACAACUUUUGACCUUCAGCGCAAUGUGUCAAAAUCUGGCCCGAACAGCGGAAGAUGAUGAAACACCUGUGGAUUUAAACAAACACCUGCAUCAAAUAGAAAAACCUUAUAAAGAAGUCAUGACGAGACAUCCUGUUGAAGAACUUUUAGAUUUGUAUCACAAUCAAGUGGAGUUGGCUUUUCAAAUUGAAAAUCAGCACAGAGUAGUAGAUCAAGUAAUUAAAGCUGUAAGAAAAAUUUGUGGCGCUUUAGAUGGUGUGGAGACUCUUGCCAUUACAGAAUCGGUAAAGAAGCUAAAGAGAGCAGUAAAUCUUCCAAGGAGUAGAAGUGCUGAAGUGACUUCACUGUCUGGAGUAGGAGACAUUAACAGGAGUUCAAGUAGGGGCUCACUGAAUCCUGAAAAUCCUUUUCAAGUAAGCAUGGACCAGUUAACUGCAGCAGUUUAUGAUCUUCUCAGACUCCAUGCAAAUUCUGGUAGAGGUUCUGUAGAUUGUGCCCAAAGUAACAGGAGCAUUAAGGAAGCAUGGACUACAACAGAACAGCUCCAGUUUACAAUUUUUGCUGCACAUGGUAUUUCAAGUAACUGGGUAUCAAAUUAUGAAAAAUACUACUUGGUAUGUUCCCUGACUUACAAUGGAAAGGAUCUUUUUAAACCUAUUCAAUCAAAGAAGGUUGGCACUUAUAAGAACUUCUUCUAUCUUAUUAAAUGGGAUGAACUAAUCAUUUUUCCCAUCCAGAUAUCACAAUUGCCGUUAGAAUCACUUCUUCACCUUACUCUUUUUGGAAUUUUAAAUCAGAGCAGUGGAAGUUCUCCUGAUUCUAAUAAGCAGAGAAAAGGGCCAGAAGCUUUGGGCAAAGUUUCUUUACCUCUUUUUGACUUUAAACGGUUUUUAACAUGUGGAACUAAGCUUCUGUAUCUUUGGACUUCAUCACAUACAAAUCUUAUUCCUGGAACAGUCCCAAAAAAAGGAUAUGUGAUGGAAAGAAUAGUAUUACAGGUUGAUUUUCCUUCUCCUACAUUUGAUAUCAUUUAUACUGCUCCUCAAGUGGACAGAAGCAUUAUACAACAACACAACUUAGAAACGUUGGAGAAUGAUGUGAAGGGGAGACUUCUUGGUAUUCUUCACAGAGACUCAUCACUUGGACUUUCUAAAGAAGAUAAAGCCUUUUUGUGGGAGAAACGUUAUUAUUGCCUCAAACACCCAAAUUGUCUUCCUAAAGUACUUUCAAGUGCCCCAAACUGGAAAUGGAUUAAUCUUGCCAAAACUUAUUCAUUGCUUCAGCAGUGGCCUCCAUUGCAUCCACUGACUGCCUUGGAGCUGCUUGAUUCAAAAUUUGCUGAUCAGGAAGUGAGGUCCCUAGCUGUGACCUGGAUUGAGGCUAUUAGCGAUGAUGAGCUUACAGAUCUUCUUCCACAGUUUGUGCAGGCUUUGAAAUAUGAAAUUUACUUGAAUAGUUCAUUAGUGCACUUCCUUCUGUCCAGAGCGUUGGGAAAUAUACAGAUAGCACACCAUUUAUAUUGGCUCCUCAAGGAUGCUCUGCAUGAUGCACAGUUUGGUGCCCGAUAUGAACAUGUUUUGGGUGCUCUCCUCUCAGUAGGAGGAAAAGGACUCAGAGAAGAACUUUUGAAGCAAACAAAGCUUGUACAGCUUUUAGGAGGAGUAGCAGAAAAAGUAAGACAGGCUAGUGGAUCAGCCAGACAGGUUGUCCUCCAAAGGAGUAUGGAACGAGUACAGUCCUUUUUUCUAAAAAGUAAAUGCCGUCUUCCUCUCAAUCCAAGUCUUGUGGCAAAAGAAUUAAAUAUUAAGUCAUGUUCCUUCUUCAGUUCUAAUGCUGUGCCCUUGAAAGUCACAAUGGUGAAUGCUGAUCCAAUGGGGGAAGAAAUUAAUGUCAUGUUUAAGGUUGGUGAAGAUCUUCGGCAAGAUAUGUUAGCUUUACAAAUGAUAAAGAUUAUGGACAAGAUCUGGCUUAAAGAAGGACUAGAUCUGAGGAUGGUAAUUUUCAAAUGUCUCUCAACUGGCAGAGAUCGAGGCAUGGUGGAGCUAGUUCCUGCUUCAGAUACCCUCAGGAAAAUCCAAGUGGAAUAUGGUGUGACUGGAUCCUUUAAAGAUAAACCGCUUGCUGAGUGGCUGAGGAAAUACAAUCCUUCUGAAGAGGAAUAUGAAAAGGCUUCUGAGAAUUUUAUCUAUUCUUGUGCUGGAUGCUGUGUAGCCACCUAUGUUUUAGGCAUCUGUGAUCGACACAAUGACAAUAUAAUGCUUCGAAGCACAGGACACAUGUUUCAUAUUGACUUUGGAAAGUUUUUGGGCCACGCCCAGAUGUUUGGUAGCUUCAAAAGGGAUCGGGCUCCUUUUGUGCUGACCUCUGACAUGGCAUAUGUCAUUAAUGGGGGUGAAAAGCCCACAAUUCGUUUCCAGUUGUUUGUGGACCUCUGCUGUCAAGCCUACAACUUGAUAAGAAAGCAAACAAACCUCUUUCUUAACCUCCUUUCACUGAUGAUUCCUUCAGGGUUACCAGAACUUACAAGUAUUCAGGAUUUGAAAUAUGUUAGAGAUGCACUUCAGCCCCAAACUACAGAUGCAGAAGCUACAAUCUUCUUUACUAGACUGAUUGAAUCGAGUUUGGGAAGCAUUGCCACAAAGUUUAACUUCUUCAUUCAUAACCUUGCUCAGUUGCGUUUUUCUGGUCUUCCUUCCAAUGAUGAGCCGAUCCUUUCAUUUUCACCCAAAACAUACUCCUUUAGACAAGAUGGUCAAAUCAAGGAAGUUUCUGUUUUCACUUACCAUAAGAAAUACAACCCAGAUAAACAUUACAUUUAUGUAGUCCGAAUUUUGAGGGAUGGACAGCUUGAGCCAUCAUUUGUGUUCCGAACAUUUGAUGAGUUUCAGGAACUUCACAAUAAGCUCAGUAUUAUUUUUCCACUUUGGAAGUUACCAGGCUUUCCUAAUAGAAUGGUUCUAGGGCGAACACACGUAAAAGACGUAGCAGCCAAGAGAAAAAUUGAAUUAAACAAUUAUUUACAGAGUUUGAUGAGUGCUUCAACAGAUGUAGCAGAGUGUGACCUUGUUUGUACCUUCUUCCACCCUUUACUUCGUGAUGAGAAAGCUGAAGGAAUAGCUAGGUCUGCUGAUGUAGGUUCCUUCAGUCCUGCUCAAGGCCAAAUAGGAGGAGCAGUGAAAUUAUCUAUCUCUUACCGAAAUGGUACUCUUUUCAUCAUGGUGAUGCACAUCAAAGAUCUUGUUACUGAAGAUGGGGCUGACCCAAAUCCAUAUGUCAAAACAUACCUACUUCCAGAUACCCACAAAACAUCCAAACGUAAAACCAAAAUUUCACGAAAAACUAGGAAUCCAACAUUCAAUGAAAUGCUUGUGUACAGUGGAUAUAGCAAAGAAUCCCUAAGACAGAGAGAACUUCAGCUAAGUGUGCUAAGUGCAGAAUCUCUGCGGGAGAACUUUUUCUUGGGUGGAAUAACCCUGCCGUUGAAAGAUUUCAACUUGAGCAAAGAGACGGUUAAAUGGUAUCAACUAACUGCAGCAACCUGUUUGUAAGUUAGUGAAUUUCUGAGCUUUGGAAGCAAGAACAGUUAUAUAAACAUGUGUACACACACAUGUGAACUUUGUAUAUUUUUAUACUUGGACAGAAAUUAUACAGUAAAUGUACUUGCUGCAUUUCAACACAUCUGGUGGACCAACAGUCACUUAACUAACUUUUAUGAAUUUGUUGACAUCAUUGCUAUUUUAAAGUCAUUGUAUAGAAUGCUGUAAAUCUUAAACUUAAUAUAUAAUAAGUUCUAAAAAAGACUGAGUUGGUGAAGGAGUUAAUCCUUUCUUGAGUAAUUGAGUCAUAGCUUUAGUGUGGUCUGAUACUAUUUUGUCAGUUCAGCCAUCUGUUUUGUAUUGUUUCUUACACAGACACAGCACGUUUGUUUUCCUCUUUUGCACCUUUGACAGCCUUUACCACUGUGGAUGUUCAUAAACACCAAAGGAGAGGAAAGGUGCAGGAUGUUACCAUAAAAUGCAGCUGCUAUUCAUAGGGCCGAAAAGCAAAGCACAAAUAAUAAAUAGUUAAGAACUACUAAGUAGUUUAUAGAGUAGGGAAAAUAACACUGCUUUUUAUUAUUCAUGUCUUUCAAGCCUUUUUCAGAAUAAGUGCCAGUCACUGAAGUUGUAAAUAAUGGUGCCUUAACUUCAUAUGCUUCUCUGGUACUUCAUUCUGAGUUUUUUCCUGACUUGAUAAAUAGUUCAGUAGUUUUCACUCACUUUUUACUAAUAUAAAAAGUUAUGUACACUUACUAAUGUUUUUCCCACAGAUAGAUAAUUUUCUAUACUUAAGAUGUAUAACUUAUUUAAACAUCAGCCAUUUGAUACAUGUUUUUAUUACCCAGUAACUGAAUGAGAUUCAUCAACAUAACUGUACACUAAAUUCCAUCAUUCCAUUAUAAUCCUACUUUUAUUCCCAGGAGUGUGAAUUGAAAUUUGGUAAUUUCACCCCUAUGUAUCUAUACUCCACUCUCUCAUUAAACAAGAGAAAAUGUGUGCACCCAGAUGUCCAUUCCUGUUCUGUAGAAGAACUUCACAAGUAGGGCAGACUCUUCACAAGAGGCCCAGGACAAGAACUCUGGCACAGUUUGUCUGAUUUACUCAACAUAUGUAAACAUUUUACAUUCGCAUGAAUUACUUUCCUUAAUACAAUAUUUAGAAUCAUUAGGGACAUGAUUGAAAUCAUUCUAUAGUAACCAUUAAGAAUAGGCUUCAUUUUUAUUAGUUAUUCAUUCAACUUCACACAUAAAUUGUUUAGUUUGGAUAAAAAGGUAUAUAUAAUAUUAAUUCUCAUGGCUAGAAUAGGAAUUCAGACACUUUUCAGUAGUAAGAGAUUGUAGCAAUCUAGUUGCUGUGAGAUAACUGAUAAAAUAUGCAAUGAAAAAUAACCAAGAAAGGAAGGACAAUCUCUGAUUCAGUUGCCCAGAACAGAAUUUUUAUAAACUGUGCAGAUAUUUAAUGUAAAUGGUGAUACCUUCAGAGCAGACAUAGAAGAGCUGAGAUGUAUAAGUGGGACAGGUUAAAAAGAAAACUUGAAUUUUUGGUGCCUAACACUAAUGGUCCAUUUGUAGGAUACCCCAUAUAUGAAUGUCUUUUUUUAUAUUAAAAUGUGUUGUCUAUUUAAUAAGUUAAUUAAAAUGCAGAUCAGAGCACCACCAUUUAUUUGCUUUUUCCAUAUACAGUUAACAUUUCCUUAAAGUGUGUAAGUAGCUUUGCAGAUGUAAAAAAGUACUAGAUAUUUUCACUUGUUUUUAAGACCUAAUUCCAUUCCAUGAAUUGUCACUUAGCCACUGUUUAAAAAAAAAAAAAAUGUACUGUCUUGGUAAAAGGUCACUGUUACUUGGACUCAGUGUAUACUGCCUAGUUGCAGUCUUGUUAUGGCAGUGUCUUUUAUAGAGCUAGAGAGUGGGAUGUCACUUUUCAAUUAUAAGAAAUAUGGAUUCUUAUCCAAAAGUGUAUGUUAUAUACUCUGUAUAGUUAACCAGAGUUCAAACAAGUGGUAAUGUUUCUCUUAAUUUAACUCAUUAUGUGCCUUCUUUGGUCAUUAAAAAACACAUAUAUUAAAUGUAUUUUAAGUAUAAGUUAUUUCUUUGUGAACGCUAAUCGUCAGCCCUUACCAAAAAAUAAAUUGACAGAGGCGCCUCUUUGCACUACUUACUAUCAAUAAACUUUAAAUUGGUUGUUUUUUGAAACAUUUUUUUAAAGCUUGCAUUAAAGUAAAUCUGAAACAAAUGUUUAAACAAACUAGCUAAGACACUAAUUUUUAUGUAUAAUCACAGUGUUUCACACCUAUCUUUAUUGAGUAAAAAUAGUUAUGCUACAUGUAAGACUGUGUGUAAAGAAUAAUGGAGCUAAAAAUACAUUUUGUAAUGAUCAUAGUGUAACUGAAGCAGAAGUUUUUCCCCUUGCAGUGUUUUGGAAUUUGAAAAUAAUGGUUUCUCAAAGAACCUAUUAUUUUCUGUACUGAGGAAUCCAAGACUUGCACUGAUGUUUUUAUUACUGCCUUUAUAAGAAUCUAUAGGUAUCUCAAUGUUAAGGCAUGUAUGAUCUUUGAUAAAAUAUUCUUUCAUCUUUUCAAAUUAAUGUUGUAUGAAACUUUCAAUAUUUUGCCUUAAAUUGGUUGACUGUUUUUUCUACGAUUCACGUGGCAUUUAAAAAAGAAAACAUUCAAUUUGAUACUUAAGAUUUAAGAUCACAAAUGGAUAAAGCCCCACUACCAUAGUCCAUGGAUUUACUUACAUGCUGUUUGACUAGCAGUGCAAAUAGGAAUAUAUAUGGCAAUUAGUCUCAUCUAUAAGAACCAAAUAAUUUAAUUAUAUUAAGGUAGUGAAUAAAGAUGUAUAAUAUUUUUAUUAAUACCUUAAAUAUAUUCAGUAGAUUGAAUGUGACUUCAUAACUGUACUAUGAUUGUAUUAAAAUAUUUCUGGAACAAAG
Molecule: messenger RNA, 8186 nt
Organism: Capra hircus (goat)
Lineage: Eukaryota; Metazoa; Chordata; Mammalia; Artiodactyla; Bovidae
Gene: PIK3C2A
Product: phosphatidylinositol-4-phosphate 3-kinase catalytic subunit type 2 alpha
Exons: 33
Coding region: 195-5261 (1688 amino acids)
Biological process (GO): phosphatidylinositol-mediated signaling; cell migration; phosphatidylinositol 3-kinase/protein kinase B signal transduction
Cellular component (GO): plasma membrane; phosphatidylinositol 3-kinase complex; cytoplasm
Molecular function (GO): 1-phosphatidylinositol-3-kinase activity; 1-phosphatidylinositol-4-phosphate 3-kinase activity; phosphatidylinositol binding
Source: RefSeq, a predicted model, not a curated record